AUGGCACCCCUCUCUGCUCUCCUCAACCUACUCAGCCAAAUACCCAGCGUUGGCAAGUAUCUCCUCAUCCUCCUUAUCGCUCUCAACGCGCACUCGCUUCCGCUCGUAUGGCACUUCCGGUUCUGGUGGCGCCUGGGCCCCAGAUAUCUUCUCGUCUGGACGCGCGGUCGACAAGCGUACAUCGAUAAAUGCCAGAAACGCAUUCGCGCAACAGGAGGUAUCACCGCCCGAACGGUAUCCAAGCGCAGGGCUUGGUUUGAUGAUUGCGACUACAACAUGCACCUCAGCAACUCGUGCUACGCCAAGACUGCCGAUAUCUCCAUGUCUAGCUGGAUGUGGGACGCCCUGCCCAUCUUCUUCGAAGCGGGCGGGUACUCGGCGCUCGGCGGGACGCACUACACGUUCAUCAGGGAGAUACCGAUCCUCAGCGAGUAUACCAUCGAGUCGCGAGUUGUAGGAUGGGGCGAGAAGUGGUACUACCUCGUGACGGAGUUUAUUAUCCGUCCCAAGAAGUCCUCGAAGAAGGUCCGGGCAAAGACAGCCGACUCGCAGACCCCCGGCGCUGUCACGCCCGCCCCUCCCGCCCAGACUGACUCCCCCUCGUCCGGCUCGACUACCCCCACCGAGCUGGUCCUCCCCGGUACAGACACGACCGACCCGGCCAAACGGUCCGCGUCGCCCUCUUCCCCUCCAUCUUCCGACCUCGCAGCCGAGGCACUCGCUGCCCUGCGCUCGCCCCGACCCAGAGCGGACGGAGGUGUCAUCGCUGGUAUAGCGGUUCAUGAGCUCUGCUUUAAGAUUGGCAGAAUAACAGUCCCUCCCCGUAUCGCCUUGUACCUUGCUGGUCACUCUGCAUCCCCCGCAGCACGCGCAGCGUCCUUCAAGUUGGGUUCCAACAAGAGGGCCGCCGCCGCGUGGGUCGCAGGCGGAUGGAAGGCCGAACCCAAUGCCGCCGAGAUUGGUCGGGACAUCUUGCCCGCGGUCGCUGGCUCUAAGCCUACUGCGGCGGAGAAGAAGUUCGGACUGAUGGCGGACGCGGAGCGUCUGCGGCUGGUAAGCGCGCAGAUCGAGACGGCGGUGAAGGGUAUGGAGGGCGUCAGCGUCGGACUUGGCGAGACGGUCCGGCUAUAG
This is a messenger RNA of Dioszegia hungarica, 1131 nucleotides long. RefSeq lists its product as uncharacterized. The transcript has 5 exons. The record is from RefSeq and is a predicted model, not a curated record. Lineage: Eukaryota; Fungi; Basidiomycota; Tremellomycetes; Tremellales; Bulleribasidiaceae. Bases 1 to 1131 code for a protein of 376 amino acids.